Messenger RNA from Linum trigynum, 5743 nucleotides. NCBI's taxonomy places the organism in Eukaryota, Viridiplantae, Streptophyta, Magnoliopsida, Malpighiales, Linaceae. The record is from the annotation of a GenBank genome assembly.
GCAACUAAAGUUAUUGAGAGUGAUUAACACUUUAUAACUUCAUAAAUUGUUUAAUAAUUUGAACAACCAAAACUCGAUUUAAUUUCUUAGUUUUUUUUCCCCUACAAUGCACUAUAAUAGACUGGUGGCUCUCCUACAAUAUAAGAGCACGCCAUAAAAAGUAAAAUAAUAUAAGACUAUAUAUUGUGCCCCAACACUUAAAAACUGACAAAUUAAGAAAUGAAACCAGCAACAAAAUUAUCCCCUGAUCAGGAAUAAAGAAAAGGCUCCAAUAACAGAGCAAACUAAUGGCAGCCACAGAUUAGUGCAUUUAAAGUGUAUCCAUGUAUUAAUAAAAACGCCUCUUGAGACCUAAUUAAUCACACGCUCUUUAAUUAAUUGUAAUUCCACCAUUAAGAGACCAAUGGGCUACUGAUCAUCAGUGAUCAUAUAACAGUUCAUUGAGCUGAGCACUACAUAUAUGCAUGUUAAUUAAUUAAUUGAAUUGGUGAUCUAAACUGGGUCUACCGUCGCCAUCAGUAAUGGAAAAAAAACAGUAGUGUAUUAGUGUUGCAAGAUGAUAUACUUUUAGAAGAUUGCAUUAAGCAAGUCAUUCCCUAUCAUAGAAUGUUACAAAACUAGGUGAGUUUUCAUACUGUUUCGACUUGCAAAUGACAAAGAAAUUAUUAGUAUUUUAUAGUUGAGUGGCAACCCUUAGCUAGUCGUGGUGCAGAGUAGGAAUGGCAAUGGGCAGGUCCGGGGCGGGUAUCUAGAUAUCCAUACUCACCCCAUGGCAGAUCGGAUCCAGAUCGGGUAAUUUUUCACGCGGCGCGGGACGGGACAGGUCGACCCAAUGGGUAUGUGUUUUAUGUGAAAAAUGUUAGAAAUAUUCAUUGAUUUCAUUAAAAGACCAAGUAACAAACCAUAAUAUGAUAAAAUGUAGUCAAAUUAUUAGAGAAAUUGAGGUUUUCACUUAUUUACAACUUUUUAUAGCUAAAAUAUGUGAUAAUAAAAGGAAAAUCCUAAGUAAUUUGACUAAGGUUACAUGUAAUUUGGGCAAGAACGGAUCGAUAAUGGGGCGGGUCAGAGCAGGUCGGGUCGAAAAGAGUUACCCAUGCCCGCCCCGCCCCGCCUACGGGGCGGGUCUGACCCGCCCAAAAACAAGCCAAACAGGUCGGGUAUAACAAGUCAGGUCGAAAUUGUCAUCCUAGUGCAGAGUGUAAGAAGGAGCUGAGUAGCUGCCAUGUCAACUGCGGGCCUUCUCAAAACUUGGCGUGGCUUAAGUGCAUGGUGGGGAUGGCGGUUUUUGGUGUCUUUACUUUGCCUUGCUUAGCUUGUUGACACUUGGUUGGCUAGCUAGUGCCUCCGAUAGUGAAACUGAGUUGGUGCUUUUCUAAACACCCCACGGUCGAGUGUUGGUUGCGCGCUUAAUUAAGCAUCGUUCGUUUUCGAGACUAGUUAAUUAAUCAGGUAAGUUAUUACACACUUUGUUUAACGGAUUUCUAUUUUCACGAUCUUCACCAUAUUGUAUUAGUUGACCAACUAGGUUAGCACGCAAUUGGGCGGCGCAACGCUUGGGUUUUUUGGGUUCGUCUCGUAUUAGUUGGAUUGGUCAGUUGGAGUUGGAGUUUGACAUGUCUCUCGAUGUGGUUCGUUUGACCAUGUUAGAUCUAAAAUCACAAGUUUGUAUCCAGUUUCUUUGUAUUAGGAUUGAGUUUGUCCUUUGAAAGUCAUUUAAUCCUGCGUUACACGACCAACUUGUUUAGUUAUAUGAAUCUCUGAUCUUUUUUCUUAAUUUCCAGGUCCUACAACUUAAUGUAAACUCAUCACAUUGGGAUGAUAUAUAUGCUUGCUUACAAAUAACCAACUAGCUAGCAAUUAAGCAAGCUAGGUUUAAUUAUAAAUAUAAUCUACUAAUUAUAUAGCAUGGAAUUGCAUAAUCUGAGUGUGUGUGUAUAUAUUAUUGCCCGCAGCUAUUAGGUGAAAGCUCCACUUCAUGGCCACAAAUGUGUAAGAAUAAUAAACAAAGUGCGACAUGAAAUGAAAUUGAAACCCACAUUGAGAGAGGAAUGUGUUUGUGGAAUAAACGCUGGAGACCUCAUUCCAUUAAUAUUCUAAAUUUCUAUGGUCUAGUCUCCCGCCCAUUGCUCAAUUGCUGACCGUAUACUCAAGAACCAAAACCAAUAGUAGUGACAAUCAUAUUGAAAGAGAACAAACUAUAAAGUUUACUUUUAAGUUAUUUUUGGAGAAAUUUUGCCGUCGCGAAUAAUUAAGGGUUCUUUCUUUUGUACACGAAUUGAUUGAUUUCAAAGAGUAAGUGACACUACAAGAAACUGCACUUUCUUUCAAAUUCGUUCAAACAACAUUUUAUUAGAGUGAGAAGGUGGUUUGUUGUGGCAUAAAUCUCAGAGUGAAAUCUGAGAAAAGAUUUUGCACCCCUUUAAUUUGUCAAGGAAAAUGCGGACAACCUUGUUGAUUGACAUAAAGUAAAAGAAGAUGAUCACUCAAACUAUCAUCAUAUAUAUGAGGUUGCUAGCCAAUUGAAGCUACGUUUGGAACUUGGAAGGAAUAUAUAGUCACCAUAUCCAUCGAACACCCCUAAAUCUCUUCUACAUAUAUGCACCACAAAUUAUAAUCUUUUCCCCCAAUAGACAACUCGGGGUUAACGAGUAAAAAUAAGAUCAAGGAGCUCAAUUCAACUAUUGAAAACCAAGCUGUAUUAUCAAACCCAACCCACUAAACUAGGUUACAAGGAAAUGUUUUUUUUUUUCGUCACACCGAAUGGACAACCAUGUUACUAGACCGACCAACGACCCUAACACGAUGUUAGUAAGUGGUGUACGAUCUAUAAUUGCACAUCUCCCAACAACUCGAGUUAUUCGCAACAACCGUGGUUCUUAACAUGAUAUUAGGGGUGUUAGUUCGGGUUGGGUUCGGUUACCCGAAACCGAAAAUCACUAAAACCAAACCCGAUAAGGACUUGCAGGUUCCGGUUACUCGAAACCUGAAUUUUCCUUAUCGGGUUCGGGUUCGGUUAAAGCAAAACCGAAACCCGAAAACCCGAAUGCCUCAGAAUACGGGUUGAGUUCUAUUCAUUGGAGGUUUUCGACCGGAACCCAAAAACCCGAUAAGCAAAACCGAACCCGAAACCAAAAACCCCGGAAUGAACCCGAACCCGAAAAAUCGAAAAAUGUAUAUAAUCGUUUUGGGUAAACCCGAAAAAUCAAACCCGAAUGGACACCGCCUACAUGAUAUCAAAGCCUUCUACGACUGAGAGAUUUUCUGUUCAUGCUGAUAACCACCACAAAGUAAUCAAACAUCACCUCUUCAAGUGAAAAUUUCAUCACUACUCCAUCAAGAAUAAUAAUGGAAUAUAAUUCCCCACGUAAUAGUUCCACCAAAACCCUCUCCCCCCGUCACCAUACCAACAACAACAUUAUGCAAAAGAAACCAACGCACCUUGUUUUUGCAUGGCGUAGUGAAUAGUUAGUGUUCCAUCACCAUAGUCCAUUCUACCAUUAUAAAUACACUCCCUAUCUCCCCAUAUCAAAUCCUCCAUUCCUAAUCACUAACCCUCCUCCUCCUCUCCUCUCUCUCAUUCACAAACAAAACAAAGAAAUGAUAGGGUGGGACGACGUGUACAAAGUGAUCGUCGCCAUGGUCCCGCUCUACGUGGCCCUAAUCCUCGGCUACGGCUCGGUCCGUUGGUGGUGCGUGUUCACCACGGAGCAGUGCGGCGCCAUCAACCGCCUCGUCUGCUACUUCACCCUCCCGCUCUUCGCCUUCGAGUUCACCGCCCACAUCGACCCGUUCCACAUGAACUACCGCUUCGUGGCGGCCGACGCCGUCUCGAAGCUCAUCAUCGUCCUGGUUCUGGGCCUGUGGGCCAGGUCCAGGCCCAAGGAGGAGGAUGGAACCAGCCGCUACAGCUGGUCCAUCACCAGCUACUCGCUCUCCACCCUGACCAACUCGCUGGUGGUCGGGGUCCCGCUCAUGCGGGCCAUGUACGGGCCGGUCGGGGUGGAUAUUGUGGUCCAAGGCUCGGUGGUCCAGGCCAUUGUUUGGCUGACGUUGUUGUUGUUCGUGUUGGAGUUUAGGCGGACGGGGCUUGAUUGUGGUGGUGGUGUUGUGGUUGUUCCGGCGAAAGGUGGGAAGGAUUUGGAAGGCGGGGGGGAUGUUGACGGUGGUGGUGUGGCCGGCGAGGAGGUGGAGAUGGCGGUGGUGGUGGUGGGGCGGCCGCCGUUUUGGGGGUUGAUGAAGGUGGUGUGGGUGAAGCUUGCGUCGAACCCGAAUUCGUACGCCUGUAUUAUCGGGCUUGCUUGGGCCUUUGUCUCUAACAGGUGGCAUAUCGAGAUGCCAAGCAUAGUUGAUGGAUCAGUCUCCAUCAUGGCCAAAGCCGGAACCGGCACCGCCAUGUUCAGCAUGGGGAUCUUCAUGGCUAUGCAGGAGAAGUUGAUCGCCUGCGGAGCCACCCUCACCGUCGUCGGAAUGGUCCUGCGCUUCGUCGCCGGCCCCGCCGCCAUGGCCAUCGCAUCCAUCGUCGUCGGCCUCCACGGCGACGUCCUGCGCGUCGCCAUCAUCCAGGCGGCGCUGCCGCAAUCGAUCACGUCGUUCAUCUUCGCCAAGGAGUACGGCCUCCACGCGGAGGUCCUAAGCACAGCGGUGAUAUUUGGGAUGAUCGUGUCGUUGCCGGUGCUGAUAGGAUACUACGCCGUUUUGGAAUUUGCUCAUUGAGAGAAACGGCGUCGUAUCUCCCUGACAAGACACAGAGACAGAAAGAAAGAAACCCCUGUUUUAAGUUUUAACUGCUACUCUUUGCUAAUUUGGCCCUACUGCAUCUCUAUUAUUUUCAUUUUGGAAUUCAUUCCAAUUUGUUCCUUUUUUUCUGUUAAUCCCAUCCCAUGUCUCUUUUUAUUCCCUUCCACCAAUAUGUCUUCUUGUCUUUCAUUAUUUAAUGUUUUAAAACCAUAUGGUCGGACAGGAAAUACUGGAUAACGAAUCCAAACCAAUUGAUGACUUUAGCUGUAGAAAAUGGUUGAACCACGACUAAAUCAAUGUUUAAGUUUUUGUUUUCCAUCGAAUUGUAGUAAUACCCAAUUAUGCACGAGUACUGAAAUCAUCCACUAUACACUAAUAAUUUAAUCCAACGGUUUGCAUACCAAAGUAUAAAAAAAAAAUUAUAUGCAACUGGUAGGAUCAAAUCGCACAUGAUCAGUUCUAAGCAAGUAACAUUAGUACUCAUCCUGAGCUCAAGUGACAGUUUUCGUUACACACAAUCACACUCACACACAUCAUCAUGGAGCCCAACAAAUUGGAAAAAAUGACUGGAAAUAAUUAAAUACCGCCUAGUAACUACUUAAUCUUCCUUGACUAGAUUGUCAAUACGCUAAUCUUUCUGACUAAUAAGGUACAUUUUUAUAUCCAUUAAGAAGUAGCAUUGAUGAAGAACCCGAACCAGAUUGAACAACACUUCAAUUUUGUUAUGUUUUGCGGCAUGAUGUUUGGCACAUCUUUCGACUCUUGAUCUAUAUAUAUAUAUAGUAAAUAUAUGCUCGCAGGUACUGUUGUACUUUCAUUAAUAUGCUCUUAUCGCGAAUGAUGUUUGCACCAAACAACAUGCCUCCGACCACUUGGCAUGACAAAAACCAUUAUAAGUAGACCUCCUAUCGCCCCCAUUCGAUCCUCCAAAAUCCUGGCAAACUAGUGGAGUUGAGAGAGAGAGUAAAUCCCGGCAAACUAGGUAAAAGAAAUGGUUGAAAUAGAA